AUGAACGGCACCGAGGGCCCCAACUUCUACGUGCCCUUCUCCAACGUCACAGGCGUGGUGCGCAGCCCCUUCGAGCAGCCGCAGUACUACCUGGCUGAGCCCUGGCAGUUCUCCAUGCUGGCGGCGUACAUGUUCCUGCUCAUCGUGCUGGGCUUCCCCAUCAACUUCCUCACGCUCUACGUCACGGUGCAGCACAAGAAGCUCCGCACCCCGCUCAAUUACAUCCUGCUCAACCUGGCCGUGGCUGACCUCUUCAUGGUCUUAGGAGGGUUCACCACCACGCUGUACACCUCCCUGCACGGCUACUUCGUCUUUGGGCCCACAGGCUGCAACGUGGAGGGCUUCUUCGCCACACUGGGCGGUGAAAUUGCCUUGUGGUCCCUGGUGGUUCUGGCCAUUGAGCGUUAUGUAGUGGUCUGCAAGCCUAUGAGCAACUUCCGCUUCGGAGAGAACCAUGCCAUUAUGGGUGUGGCCUUCACCUGGGUCAUGGCUAUGGCCUGUGCUGCUCCUCCCCUCGCCGGCUGGUCCAGGUACAUCCCCGAGGGCAUGCAGUGCUCAUGUGGGAUCGACUACUAUACCCUGAAGCCCGAGGUCAACAACGAGUCGUUCGUCAUGUACAUGUUCGUGGUCCACUUCACCAUCCCUUUGAUCAUCAUCUUCUUCUGCUACGGGCAGCUGGUCUUCACGGUCAAGGAGGCCGCAGCCCAGCAGCAGGAGUCGGCCACCACUCAGAAGGCAGAGAAGGAAGUCACACGCAUGGUUAUCAUCAUGGUCAUCUUCUUCCUGAUCUGCUGGGUCCCCUACGCUAGCGUGGCCAUAUACAUCUUCACCCACCAAGGCUCCGACUUUGGGCCCAUCUUCAUGACCCUGCCGGCUUUCUUUGCCAAGAGCUCCGCCAUCUACAAUCCAGUCAUCUACAUCAUGAUGAACAAGCAGUUCCGGAACUGCAUGCUCACCACGCUCUGCUGUGGCAAGAACCCACUGGGCGAUGACGAGGCCUCUGCCACCGCCUCCAAGACGGAGACCAGCCAGGUGGCUCCGGCCUAAGCCUGCCUGGCCAGAGACUGUGGCUGACCGUAGGAGACUCCUGCCCCCACCAGCCCCAGCCACAGCCCCCAGCAGGAGCAGCACCCGUUGGAAUGAGGUCACGCAGUCUCCCUCAGUGUUCUCUUCUUUGUUUUUAAUGAAUUCGUGAAAGCAAAACGAGGCUCCCCAACUCAACAGGGACAGCCUGAGAAAGGACAUCCGUCCACCAAGACCCCCGACCCGGAGUCCCCAAUUCCCAGGGGCCAGCGGGAUCUGUACCCCUCCCCUCAGCUUGUCUCUCAGGAACAUGACAACGUGUCCCAGCUUUAGGGCUAAGUGUCUAGAUCAGAAUGGAGCACACAGUAGCUGAUUAAUAAAUGCUAGCUGGAUGAAGGGAGGAAUGAGUGACUGAAUGAGUGGAUGUAUGACAGAGGGGAUUGAUGGAGGGGAACAUGUAUGUCCUCAGAUGCACAACCUGGAAGAUCCAGUCAUGUUUUGCUGGAAUCUCUAAACAAUUUUACAUCCCUACCCUGGUUUUCUCCCACACCCCUGGAUGGAUAUUCCAAAUCCCGGGCCCUGACAGUAUGUGGCUGCUUCAAAGACAGAGAGAUGGAGGAUGGAGGGAAGAAAAAGGAAGGAAAAAGUGAGGGAGGGAAGAAAGGCAGGAAGGAGGGAGGGAGGGAGAGAAUGUGUGUAUGUGUGUGUGUGUGUGCAAAUACUUUGUAUAUAAAUAGCACAGCUGGUAGUUGUGUUACAAAGAAUACCAAUUAAUAUAAUUACCUAACCAUCUGAUUGUCUCUGCUCGUUAGUGACUGCUUGGGAAUUGGGCAGGGCCCACACACUCAGACAGGGUCUUUUCCCUAGCCUCAGUAGGCUUUUACAAAUGACCCAGGGCUUCAGGCCUAUACAGGGCUGGAACUGGAUCACAGGGAUGACAGGGACAGCAAUGCGGGCUGCAGCCAUUAGGACUAAGAAAGCAUUGUGGCCAGGGGUCUCAGGCAAGGCCUGGGUCCUUCCUCCAGUGUGGCAUCCUUGGCUCAUGUCUUCCAAUCUACUUGGCCUGUGGAGACCCAGCCCUUCCUCUUGGCUUCUGGACACAUUUGCUCCUCCACACCAGCCACCAGGUGGCAACAGCUCCAGGCCAGUAUGGAGUUCUGGAAGCCGUGCUAAUCUGCCCACCCUCAGGGAGCAGCUGAGUCCCUGUUGCCACCCUUCUUCUGAAAAGCUCAGAAAAACUGUGUGAGACCUGACCAGGCCUUAUCCCUAAGAUGCUCAUGGAUCCAGUUCCCAGAUCCCUUGUUGGAUAUGCUGUUUUCCUUGGCAUUUGGUCUUUUCUUUGUUCCAGAGAGUUCUGAGGCCAACAAGAACUGUGGGAUGCCAGAAUUGAGCAGCUUCAGUCUGCAUCCCUCCUCCACAGAACCUCAGCGGGGCCCCCAGCAGGCCCACCCCUGCCUAGGGACAGAGGCAUUAAAAGCUCAGCUCCUA
Meriones unguiculatus (Mongolian gerbil) is the source of this 2511-nucleotide messenger RNA. RefSeq names its product rhodopsin (gene Rho). NCBI's taxonomy places the organism in Eukaryota, Metazoa, Chordata, Mammalia, Rodentia, Muridae. Gene Ontology annotation, molecular function: G protein-coupled receptor activity. Gene Ontology annotation, cellular component: membrane; photoreceptor outer segment. The coding region runs from base 1 to 1047 and encodes 348 amino acids. Gene Ontology annotation, biological process: G protein-coupled receptor signaling pathway; visual perception; phototransduction. The transcript is spliced from 5 exons. The record is from RefSeq and is a predicted model, not a curated record.